Molecule: messenger RNA, 2697 nt
Organism: Pyricularia oryzae 70-15
Lineage: Eukaryota; Fungi; Ascomycota; Sordariomycetes; Magnaporthales; Pyriculariaceae
Product: serin endopeptidase
Exons: 3
Coding region: 1-2697 (898 amino acids)
Biological process (GO): proteolysis
Cellular component (GO): cell wall; membrane
Molecular function (GO): serine-type endopeptidase activity
Source: RefSeq, a predicted model, not a curated record
AUGCGGACCCACGCUCGGUUGGUAUUCUCGACACUGUAUUCUGCUGUCACUGUUUCGUCGCUGGGACGGUACAUUGUCGAAGUAUCAGACGUCAAGGCGAUUGAUCAAGUCAAGGAAUCCAUUUCACAGGAUCCGUCCUGUUACCAAGCAGCACAGCUGAAUUUUCGGCAUGUAUACGAAAACGCCAUAUUUCCUGGGUUCUCACUCGAGAUAAACAGCCCAGAUGACCCCAGAGACUACUCCUCUUGCCUCGGUGCUAUCGGCGGAGUGGUCAAAGUCUGGCAAUCGCGGCCGUACGUGCCCGCAUCUCAGACUGGAAAUCCCGCCCAGCAUGCCGGCGACGAGCCGUCCGGGCCCCCGGUGAACAGCAGCGUCCUGCACGGCUCGACGGGCGUCAAGGAGCUGCACGAUAUGGACAUUACCGGUUCGGAAAUCACAGUGGCGGUGGUCGACACGGGACUAGACUACCUCCACCCCGCCCUCGGAGGAGGUGUUGGGGCAGGCUUCAAGGUUCGCUUCGGCAUCGACCUUGUGGGCGACGACUUUAAGGUCGGUCUCCCGCCGCGACCCAGAUCGGAUCCGUACGCCGAAUGUUUAGCGCACGGGACGCACGUGUCGGGCAUCGUCGCCGGCAACCAAUCGUCUACCGGGUUCGUGGGCGUGGCUCCCGCCGCCAACCUCGAACAUUACCGCGUGGUGGGCUGCCACAAGAUUCCAAUCCAGUCGGACAUGAUAAUCCAGGCCGUCCUCAUGGCUCAGGCUCGUGAAGUUGAUGUCCUGUCACUCUCCUUAACGUUGGACUCGGGUCCCUACCCUGACGAUGCCUUGUCAGAAGUCCUCACCAGGAUAUCGCGGGCAGGACAGAUCCUCGUAGUGGUGGCCUCGGGCAACUACGGAUGGCGAGGUCCAUUCUCCGCCAGGGCGCCCGCAUCAGCUCGAGAGGUCUUGACGGUGGGUUCGGUCAAUUCCGUUUACUCUGUGCGGAGUCGACCUCGGGCGAGCUUCACGAUGCGAAACCAGACGACCGACUUUGCAUGGGCCCCUGCCACCCCGGGAAGAUUCCCAAGCUCCCCCGUCCCGCUGCAAGCGGCCACCGUGGACAUGUCGAUCAACAACGAUGCGUGCUCGGGCUUUGGGGACGAUGUGCACUUCCCAAGCACGUCGGUUAUCCUCGUUGGACGUGGCGGGUGCCCGUUUGAUGUCAAGAUGAAGAACCUGGUGGCCAGAGGCGCCAAAUUCGUGCUCGUUUACGACGACAAGGACGGACCCCUCUUCCAAUUCGACAACAUUUUUGACGGCAUCACCGCCGCCGGCUCCAUAACGGCACAGGUUGGGAGGGACUUGAUUAACGCUCUGGCCACAGGAUCCGACGUUUUUCUGAAUAUGGACCCGGAUUUCCACAAUAUGCCCUACAUCCGAGUGGAAGGAAACCCGCAACCACCUGGGCAGGUCAACGGACAAGGCUCCUGGGGUCCCACCGGCCUGGGCUACGACCUAACCUCCAUACUCGCCCCCGGCCAAAGCAUUUGGUCGACCAUCCCGCGGAGCUGGGGAGGCUACGGAACCUUGUCCGGCACAUCCAUGGCUGCGCCGUACAUUGCCGGCUGCGCAGCCCUCGUCAUGCAGGUCCACCCUGGCCUCGUUUCCGCCGAGGUUAUGGGGUUGCUGUCCAGUACCGCACGGCCGCUUAGCUUCAACGACGGGACGAAUAAAACCUAUGAUUUUUUGGCCCCCGUCGCGAUGCAGGGCAACGGCGUGGUCGACGCCAUGGGGGCGGCCAAGGCUGAGACUUUUAUCUCCGACCCCCACUUGUCGUUCAACGAUACCGAAUUUUUUACCGCAAACAUCUCGUUUUACAUCCAAAACAGAGGCGGCGAACCCGCCGAAUACAACCUCUCCCACAAACCAGCCGUGACCGUGCUUGCGCUGGAUGCCGACUCCCAGACCGUCACGCCAUGGUCCACAGAACAAUCUUCCACGUCGGCCUCGGAAACAUUUCUCAAGAAUUCGCUGUCAAACGUACACGCAGACAUCACCAUAACGCCCCAGUCCCUGACCAUCGAAGCCGGCGACUUUGGCCUGGUGCAAAUUACGGCCAAUAUUGACGCUCUGAAAGAUUUAAAGUCCCGCUGCCCCCUUUACAGCGGCUUCAUUUUUGUCGACGACGGCAAAAACGAGUCGCAACACAGCCUCUCGUACUCGGGCAUCGGGUGUUCGAUGCGUGAGAUGACCGUCGCGCCCAAGGGCUGGAACCAGACGUUCGUGACGGCCGCCACGGCGAGGCAGGCCCUGGACACGACCCGCGAGACCGUCCCCAUUUCGCCGAAUGCAGAGUUUCAGCUCCAGGGGCGGCAGACCGCCGGCCAGUACGAGAACUCGUCGACUCUGCUCCCGACCGUGAAAGUGGAGCUGGCAAUGUACAGUCGCGCGAUCUCCAUCGACGUCCUCCCUGCGGCUGCGGCAGGAGAGGAAAAAGGCGCUGCGGUGUUUUCGCGUAACCAGACUGCUCCGCCGGGAGGCUUUGGCCGCUUGUCGACGAAUCUCGUGGCGUGGAGCGGGCUGCUGGAGAAUGGCUCUUGGGCUGCCGAGGGCUUGUACAAGUUCAAGGUGUGUGCUCUCAGGGCUUGGGAAAAGAUGCAAGACCCCAACGCUCGCAGGGACUGCAUCGUCACGGACCCAUUCGGUAUACGCUACUGA